AUGAGCACACUUGUGCCGUGUGUGUGUGGCGAUUUCCAAGUGGAGAGGCAAGCACAGCUACAUCCGACGCGACAGAAAGAGACGCACGUAGAUACGAAGAGAGGGAAGAAGAAGAAGACGACGAAGAAAGGAGGUCUGCACCGGCAGACGACGAAGAGAGAGGAUCAACCAAAGGAAUGGAUCAGUUUCCAGUCACAUUGCCCCGUCAAAGGUGGUAACGGUGCCGCCAGGGCAUUUCAGCAUGCUUCCCGUUCCCACGCACACACAAGGUGUGUUGCGCGGGCGGUAGUCGCGAUAUGGCUGAGCAGAACGGUCUCGUCACGCCCAUCUUUAGUUGAUAAAGAAGGGAGGGAAAAAGACGAGAGAAAGGCUGGGGGGCGGGCGGCGCGGGAAAAUGGGGUUCGGUGGGCGGUGGGCGGCUGUGCCCUGGAGCGGGAAAAGAAAAUUGCGGGCAGGGCAGAGGGCAGGUACAGGCACCGGUGA
Molecule: messenger RNA, 483 nt
Organism: Purpureocillium lilacinum
Lineage: Eukaryota; Fungi; Ascomycota; Sordariomycetes; Hypocreales; Ophiocordycipitaceae
Source: RefSeq, a predicted model, not a curated record